AUGGUAUUAGUUACGAAACCGAGAAACACGAAUCGUAUCGGUCAACCGCCUGUGCGGCCACUGAAUCAGCGAACUCGCAAGUUGCAACGGGUGCAAACUCAGUUCCAACAGCAACAACCACCCCAACAAAUACCGCAGCAACUCACCAUUCGUCCUCCGCAAGCCAUUCGCCCAUCUGAACCACAACGCCAGCAAACUCAGCCGAUCAGACCUCCUCAACCGGUUCGUCCGUUCGUUCCUAAUCAACAGCAACAGCAAGCAAGACGGGUAUUUAGCCAAUCAGUUGAUUCACAUCUAUUCUAUUCCAUCUUCCGCUAA
Molecule: messenger RNA, 318 nt
Organism: Anisakis simplex (herring worm)
Lineage: Eukaryota; Metazoa; Nematoda; Chromadorea; Rhabditida; Anisakidae
Source: the annotation of a GenBank genome assembly